Molecule: messenger RNA, 4974 nt
Organism: Durusdinium trenchii
Lineage: Eukaryota; Dinophyceae; Suessiales; Symbiodiniaceae
Source: the annotation of a GenBank genome assembly
AUGACUAUUCGCCCAGAAUAUGCCAAAGCGGUGAUGCCUGGCAUAGGUGAGGGGCCGGCGGGGCCUCUACCUCCUCCACCGCCCAUGCCACCCCUCCCUGGAAUGGUGCCACCCCAGAUUCCAAUGCUAGGGAAAGCGCCCGGUGGAAUGGCACCUCAGCAGCUUUUGCUCAUGCCACAUCCGGGGCUAUUGCCAGUGGUGCCCCCACCCACAUCGGCACCUCCCGCACCUGCGAAUUCUGGACCUAAGGGUGGUGAUGCUGUACCUGCGAAUACCACAGGCAAACAGUUCCCUUGGGAAGGCACCAGCGGAAUCCAGUGCAAGUAUGGCCGGGCCUGCAAAAAUUCGCAGUGCACCGACACACAUCCCACUGGUCGGGGCAUCGAUGAGGAUCCGAACAGUACCAUUUGCCGCUUUGGGCGAAAAUGCAAACGGCAAGGUUGCUUCUUUGUGCAUCCACAAGGCCGCGAGGUAGAUGAUGAUCCCUCGAAAGGUCUAUGUCGCCAAGGCGUUGCAUGUAAGCGUCCUGAUUGCCUGUAUUCACAUCCAGAGGGGCGAAUAGUGGAAGGUCAAGAGUCACGUGCUUGUCAUGUGUGCGGCAUUGCCGGUCACUUGAUGAAGGAUUGCCCCAAGCGCCGGGGUGCUGCAGCGCUGCCCCUAGUUCCUGGCCAGUACGUGUCUUUGACCGAUUUCCCCUCCGAUUGGGAGUCCAAGACGACCGAGGAGCUCACAAUCCAAAUCACGGAGGAACUCGAGGUGUUUGGAGACCUUACACUUGCGCCAGUUUUGAUUGAUGGCCACCGAAAAGCAAUGGGAGUUUUCGAGGAUGAGGCCGCAGCCAAAGCCGCUAUAGAAGCCCUGGAGCCCGUGAUCACUAUUGAACUGAGUGACCCUCCAGUGCAGAGCGUUGCAGACGGGAAGCCUGGCUCAAUCCUCGUGCAAGACUUCCCGAAGCGGUGGCAGGCUUCAGAUAUUGGUGCGCUACUUCAUGGCACAGUCAAACCCAGUUCUCUCAUCGGCAUUGAGAUGGUGCCGGGUCCAGGUGAAGAUGAAGGUGGCAGCUCAGGUGGUGCCCGUGUUCGCAUGCGCGACUUUGCCACGGCCAGAGAAGCGGCCAAGGAGCUGCAGGGACAAAAGGUCGCUGGGAAGCCUUUGCAUAUCACCUUGGAAGAUGAGGAUGGCAAAUCUCAUGAAAUUGAUGAGAACCUAGACGCAGAGAUGAAGAACAAAGAGUACCCAGAUCGCAGAGUAGAUGGAAUAGAGAUGUGCCAGGACUACCGAAUGGAUCGCUGUACCCGUGGUGAUCGCUGCAAGUUUUCACACGGUGAAGAUGACAGCGAUGAGAAAAAGGCGCGGCUAGAACGAGAGAGAAAACGCCGCGAUGAGAAGGACCGAGGUGAGCGACGCCGGCGCUCGCGCAGCCGCAGCCGCCGGAGGUCACGGAGCCGCGGCAAGAAAGCCAAGAUUCACAUCAUCCACAUCGAUGAAUUGAAGAUGACCAAUCGACCAGACGUAGAGCCAGCUCCAACAGAUACAGAGAUUUUCUCUGAUCCAUUGCCCGAGGAAGAUCUAAUGGAUACAUGCCUCAAUGCCUUUGGAUCUACUGAGGAGAUUUAUGUCCUACCUUCCGGUCCCCGCCGUGGCUACGUCAAGUUCAAAGAACACAGCGCGGCGGCGCGUGCCGUGGAGGCCGGCUUUGGCGUUUGGUCGGAGUCCGAGCGCGUCUUGUCGUCUCAGAGAUCCAAGAAGAAUGAUGGGACGAUCGCCACCUACCCCGACAGCAUCAUCGCUCGACUGGUUGGGUCGCGUGGCGAUGGGAUCAAGAAGCUGCAAGAAGAGAGUGGUGCUGUUUGGAUCCACCUCCGUGGGGAAGACUUGGGACAUUCCGACUACAAGUUCUCCAGCUCUCAGCGGGUACACUUUAUCGCUGAGGUUGGAAAGCAGAAUGAGGCGUUGGAGACGCUCCAUCACGCAAUUUUGCACAAGAGGUGGAAGAAUCAAUGGUCUCCCACGUUGGAAAAGAUCAUUGAGCGCCAUCUUCAGCUUUGUGUAGAACUUCAGAAGAUGCGCUUUGCUCGGGAAGGCCUUCAUCAGUACAGGGCCACCUGCCAAGCUGCGAAUAUCCAGUCCUUGGAGCAGGUCGUUCGGGUCUUCCGCAAGGCGGCUGAAGAGAAGGUGAACCAAGCAAAGAAGGAGCAGGAUGUGAGGCUGGGCAAGGUUGCAGACUUGGAAGAGUUGGAUGCGCCGGAAACAAUCCUCCUUGCAGCAAUCCAAGCUGGCGACACGCGCCAGCAAAGCCAGGACAAGGAUGUGCACACGCACUUUCGCUUCUUGUGGGAGACCUACAAGGUCAUUCUGGACGUGCUUAAGUCGAACAGUCGGCUGGAAGAGGUCUACCACGAGACUUCUCGUCAAGCCUUUGAAUUCUGCCGUGCAAAUACGAGACCUCAAGAGUUCAAGCGCCUUUGCGACAUCCUCCGGAAGAACUUUCAGGAUCUAUCCAAGCGAACUGGCCCCAGUGGUCAGAACCCGGUACAGCCCAACAAUGUGGAAACGAUCACGAAGACCCUGGAGACGCGGUGUCGCCAAAUGCAAGUGGCUACGGAGCUCGACCUCUGGCGCGAAGCCUACAACACGUCCUCUGAGAUUUGCGAUCUCAUGGCGGCGCUCGGAAAGGUGAACCAGCGUCCAAAACCACACCUCAGGUCCAUGUACUACGAACACCUCGGGCAGAUCUUCUGGAAGAGCGAGAACUACCUCUUCCAUGCCUUCGCCAGCCUAAAGAACGUCUUCUUUGUAAAGGUUUGGUAUGGACACUUUGCACGCGAUCCUGAAGACUUUUCUGGCCUUCAAAGUACCGUGACGCUGCUGGAGUCCUCCCGAGCCACAGCGACUGGUGUUGCGCGGCUGGUGGUCGAAGGUCGAGCCGAGAGCUCCGGAUGGGCGCAAGCGGCGCAACCGGUGGCGCCAGUGCAGGUACCACCCACGACGUUGCAGGAAUUGCGGCCUUUGGUGGUUCCUCAAGCUCCUCGAGCUCCUCAAGCGCCGCAACUGCCGCAAGGGCCGCAAGCACAAGGGCUACUCCGUCUGGGUACUUGGAGUGAGGCACCGGCAGCUCCUGUGAGUCCAUGGAGGGUCAGUGGCCCCCUGCAGCGGGCCAACACGGUCACAGCGAGUGGGCCAGUGGCCAAGGGCAUUGCCCAGACAGGGCCCGUGCAGCUGACGCGGACUUUAACCCAAACCGUUGCGCCCCUGCAGCGUGCCAACACUGCAACUGUCUCGGGCAUUGUUUUGCAACGCGCUGGCAGCAUGGCUCAACAGCCGGCGCCAACCAAAGCGCCAGCGCCGCCAGCGUCGCCGCUGCCGGCGCCGCUGGCGGGCAAAGCGCCCGCUGCUGUGCCGAUUUCGCUGGGCCACGCUCAUCCGAUGCGGCCGUUGACGUCAGAAUGGCAGGUGGCAGGUACAGCCAUCCGGCCUUUGCCAACACAGGUGACCGAGGAGCAGGUGCCGGAGAUUGGACGCCUUUUGCUUCAGUCAGCUUUCGGAGCAAUGAAGGAGGAAGAACCUCCAAAGCAGCUACGGCUGAUUAUUGGUGGCCUCAUGGGCUCAGGGAAGAGCACCAUUUGUCGCAUGCUACGGCAUUUGCUGCAAGGAACCUGGAUCAACCAGGAUGAGUUCAGCCACCUUGGCAAAGGUGCCAAGAAAGCUUUCCUGGCAGCGAUUGCAAAGGCCGCGGCGGAUGAAACAGUUCCUGCACUGCUGGUGGACAAGAUCAACACCAUGAAACAACAUCGAGAGGAGAUCAUGGAUGCGAUGCACAAAGGCUGCCCAGGCGAGACGGUCUUUGUUCAAGUGAAGCACCCAGACGACUCUGCGACGCACUGGGAGCACACGCUGCGACUCUGCGAGAGCCGAAUCGCAAAGCGUGGAGAUGGACACCGGACUUUGAAGGCCAAGACGCCGCAGUUGAAGAUGAUCCUACAAAGGACUGUGAAAGGUGCCGAACCAUUGAGCAAAGACGAGAUUCGCCAUCUUCGUGGACUCUUGACCGUAGAUAUGACGCAGAGUUCCAUCCUUCAGGUGAUGAGGCUUAUUACGGACCUCGAUGAGUUGGAUGUGCUUGCGCCCGGUCUCUAUGACGUAGACAACCUGCUCAGUGAACAACAGCUGCUCCUCGCUUUGGAGGCAGCCAAGAAGUUGGAACAAGAACUUGCGGGAGGUGAAACUGGAGAGAACGGCGAGCAGAAAAAGAAAGAGAAGCCGCUGUGGUACUGGGCAGUGCGCUUGGGGCAAACCGCUUCAGAAGAGCUGCUGAAGACUUGGCGAGCUUCUGAGGACCACGAUAGAGCAGCAGGAUCUGGCAUUGACAUCAAGGAGAAGGACCAUCACAUCACCAUGCUUUACUUGGGUGGUGGCAAGGAUGAGGAGAUUGCAGCAAGGAACCCAAGGCUGGCAGGACCACAGCAGGUGGCGUGGCUGCGCGACGAGUUCGAGCGGCGUCGAGGCCAGACGAUCAGCUUUGAGGUGCCCAGCAUCGUUUGGGAAGAAGGUCGCGCCGCCUGUGCCGCGGUGGUGCUUGCAGGCUCUUUGCGACAGCUGUGUGCGAACGAGCAUCCUCACAUCACACUGGGAACUGCAGUGCGUGUGAGCCCCGUUGUCAGCAAUGAACUUCUUGCGCGGAGGGCGGCCACCCAUGAUUUGCAGAUGGGGCUUCAGGCUUGGCUGCAACAGUUGAGCCUGGGACAAUAUGCGUCGCAGCUGGGGCAUUGGUCUCAAAAAAUGGGCGCAGCCACGCCCGAGGAGCUUGGUGAGUUUGCUGCGGAGGCAGCGGAUGCUGUUGAGGAUGACCAAGAUUCCAAGGAACGAAUCGCAGAAGUCUUGCAGAAGGCAGUCCAGCGGCCCAUCCAUGAGUUCAUGCUGGUGAGCCCACUGCAGCUCACAGGGGUCUUAGAAGGCAUGUUGAAGGGGCAGUGA